GAGAAGGAGCUACAGCUGAAGUUUCCUCAUCUUUUGUGAUUCUGUCUAUAAGUGCUCUAGUAGUACUGAUAAUACUGCUUGCAAACUGUGCUUCCUGCUGUAAAGACCCUGAGAUAGAUUUCAAGGAAUUUGAAGAUAACUUUGAUGAUGAAAUAGAUUUUACACCUCCAGCAGAAGAUACUCCAUCUGUUCAGUCUCCAGCAGAAGUGUUUACUCUUUCAGUUCCCAAUAUUGCUUUACCAACUCCCUCCCAGUUUCCAUCUCGUUCAGAUGGAUCGAAGUCUCAAGUUGCACGUCAGAGUCUAAACUACAUCCAGGAAAUUGGAAAUGGCUGGUUUGGAAAGGUUCUGCUUGGAGAGAUCUACACAGGCACUAGUGUAGCAAGGGUAAUAGUAAAGGAGUUGAAGGCAAGUGCAGGUCCCAAAGAGCAAGAACAGUUUAUAAGAAAUGGAGAACCGUACUACAUUCUUCAGCAUCCAAACGUUCUCCAGUGUAUUGGGCAGUGUGUGGAAGCCAUUCCUUAUCUCCUAGUUUUUGAGUUCUGUGACUUGGGUGACCUAAAAACUUACAUCUGCAAUGAGGAGGAACGCAUUAAAGGAGACUCACAAAUAAUGCUGCUGCAGAGAAUGGCAUGUGAGAUUGCUGCUGGACUUGCUGUAAUGCAUAAACAUAACUUUGUGCAUAGUGACUUGGCCUUACGGAAUUGCUUUCUUACAUCCGAUUUAAAUGUCAAAGUAGGAGAUUAUGGUAUAGGAUUCAGUAGGUAUAAGGAAGAUUAUAUUGAGACAGAUGAGAAGAAACUUAUUCCUCUCCGAUGGACUGCACCUGAGUUAGUAACAAGUUUUCAAGACAGACUGUUAUCAGCAGAGCAAAAUAAAUACAGUAACAUAUGGUCCCUGGGGGUAACGUUAUGGGAGCUGUUUGAGAAUGCUGCUCAGCCUUACUCAGACUUUUCUGACAGGGAAGUCCUAACCCAUGUCAUAAGGGAGAAGCAGGUUAAACUCUUCAAGCCACACCUGGAGCAGCCAUACUCUGAUAGAUGGUAUGAAGUUCUGCAGUUCUGUUGGCUACCUCCAGAAAAGAGACCAACAGCAGAAGAAGUACACAGACUUUUAACUUACCUUCGCAUGCAAAGCCAAAGGGACUCAGAGAUUGAUUUUGAACAGCAGUGGAAUGCUCUUAAACCAAACACCUCAAAUAGAGAAACAAGUAAUUCUGCGUUUCCAAUCUUGGAUCACUUUGCAGGAGAUAGACUUGGCCAUGAGAUGGAGGAAGUUCUUACUGUAACUGAAACAAGCCAGGGUCUCAGCUUUGAGUAUAUCUGGGAGGCAGCUAAACAUGAUCAUUUUGAUGAAUGUGGUCAUGUGAAUCCUGAUGAAGCAAUGACAUACGCAAGUGUUUUCUUUCCAGUGGAGGUUUUUGAGAGGUCACUUUCAGAGCAAGGGUCAGGAGCACAGAAUGCAAGUGGCCAGGAAGCAUCACUUGCUGUCCCUGGGGUGUUACCUGUGUUUGAUGCACAUAAGCUUUCUGUCGGAAAUGACUACUAUAUCCAAUUAGAGGAAAAAGGAAGUGGCUGCAGCAUGAAUUUUGAUAAUCAGUCACUUGUACUAACUACAGAAGUUGAUCAUCAAGAAGCUGUACAAGAAAAAAGUUCUCAUUUCACAGUUCUCAGGGAUCUUGAUGUUGAAGAAUCUAGUACAGAUGGGGACUUCUUCCACUACAAUACAGAUCCUAAAGAGGAGUUUUUGCCUCCUACUAGUAGUCCAGAAAGCCCUUUCCUGAAUAUAUUUAAUGACAUUGACAGAUCAGAAGAAUUGGCAAACAGAAAAAUACUUGGUUUUGCUGAAACAAAUGAUAUUCCUAAGAACUUUAAACCAGUUGUUUUAAACUCAAACACAGAUGCUAGGAAGGCAGUAAGUCUUUCUGAAAAGGAGCAUUCUAGUCGUGCUUCUGAAAAUGAAACAGUUUCCUUAUGUGAAAAUAUCUCUAACCAGUCUGACUUGGCAACUUUAGAAGAACUUUCUGAUAACUUCUUGUUUCUUCAGGAGAAGAACUUAUUAUCGGGAUUACUGUCUAAGAAAACCAGCGGUGAUUUUGGGCAAAAAACAGAUUAUGUUCUAAAAAGUGUAUUAGAAACCUCAAAUAGAAACUCUGUAGACCCUGAGCCUGUGCUGGCUGAAAAUGCACAGGUUUUUUCUUUAAUACAUGAAAGUCUUAAAACAGUGAAAGAUGAAAAUUCUAACCCGGUGACAAUGAAUAAAGAUCCAAAUUCUCAGUCUCAGACUACUAUAGAAGUGCAGGCAUCCUCUAGUCCAUCUACAGCAUGGAAGUCAUGUGAUAAAUGUACAAAUCCUUCACAUUUGAAGGAUGAGGGAAAACUUUUAAAUGUGGAAGUCAAUGAAGUCAUGUCAUGUAACACUGAUACUCUCUGUCGAGAAGAGCUGUCUAGUAAUGCCAAAAAUAAUAAUGUUGAAAACAGCCCAUAUUAUGGUGUUGCUGUUGAAACAGCUGAGUGUGAUGCACAAAUAAAACAGGGAAUGCUUUCCAACUAUGAUGAAAUAGCUUUUAAUAGAGAAAAAUGUAGCGAUCAGGAAGAUGUGCAAAGAAACUUGCGAGAUACAUCUCCCAUAUUAAAAAGAGAUGAAUGUUUAGUGGAGGAAAGACAAGAAACAUCGGAUCAUUUUGAGAACUGUAAGAAUGUUCCAGAAGAUGUGACCUCAGUUUCUGUUGCUACUUCAGAUUGCACAAGUCAGGAUAGUCUUUUGGAAGACAACUCAUCUCCUAUACAAACUGUAGAACAAGUCUUAGACACACCUGAUUCUUUGGAUUCUUUAGAUGUAAAUGAGGUUUUAGAAUCUUUACAGGCUCAAAGCCCUCAGAAACUUCUGCCACCUGAUAAACCUGCUGACAGUGGCUAUGAAACAGAGAACCUGGAAUCUCCAGAAUGGACUUCCCAUAUCACUGUUGAGGAUGCUUCUAGUGUAGAUACUGCUCUCUGUGUUGUCAGCGAGAGCAGUGUCAGUGAUUUACCUUCUAAUCCAGUCAUAAUUGUUUCAGAAGCAGCAGCUGGUUUAGACGCAGUGAACAGCAAUCUUGAAACAACCCCAAAGGUUUUUCUGGGGGGAAAUCAGAACUCUUACAGAGACUCUGCCUAUUUCUCUGAUAAUGAUUCUGAGCCAGAUAAGAAAACAGAAGAGACUCUUAAUCUGUCAGGAGAGACUACAGGUGUUGUUUCUUCUAAUAGAGGAGAGAAUAAUACUGAAGAGGAUUACAGUUUUGAAGAGAGACAGCAGAACUGUGAUGUAAGGAAUUACCAGGAUACCGAUAAUCAAAAUGCAAAACUAGAACUAAAUCACAACUUAGAGAUCCCAGGGAUGGAUGUAAGGAGGCAGGGGUGUCCUGAUGAGUGGGCUGAGGCAACUCUGAAUUCCGUGGAGAUAUCGAUGGACAGUAACCUAAGGGAUGAAAUAAAACUAUCUGAGAAUUCCUGUAAAACUGUCUCUUGUGUUGGCACUAAUACUUCAGAACUUCUUUCACACAGAGACUUAAAGUCUGUGCAUAACAUACACAGUCCUUUAGAUCUGAGUAACAGUGAGAAGUCCUUCUAUCACAUUGAAGGACAAAAACUCAAAGAGCCAGAUAUUGAAGGAAAAUACCUUGGAAAACUUGAUGUUUCUGGAAUGCUUGAUUUAGAAGAUGGUGAUGAUGCAGAUGAGGAAGAUGAGAACAGUGAUUCUGAGGAUGACAUGAGGACUUUUCAUAUGCAUAGUCUGAGUUCUGACAGUGAAGAUGAAACUGUUCAUCAAGUACCUGAGAUAAUUACUGACAAGGAUGAUGGAAAACAUCUGAGAAGCUUGUUGAAACUUCCAACACCUCUUGAUGAGAGGCAAGAUGAGCCUUGGAAAAAUGAGAAAAAGGCUGUAACGUUCUUUGAUGAUGUGACAGUCUAUUUGUUUGAUCAGGAAAUGCCAACCAAGGAGCUGGGAAACCAUGCAGUAGACUUGAAUGGAGAAGACUCUUGCAGCACUCCUGCUCCACCUUCGAGUUUUAGUUACUUAAAUAGAUUUGCAAAUUCAGAAAGCUCAACAGAUGAAGAAGGCGGGGGUUUUGAAUGGGAUGAUGACUUCUCUUCUCCAGAGCCAUCCUUUAUGUCAAAGGCAGCUAAUAGUCUUACUAGUUCUAAAUCACCUCUUCAGUCAUCAAAGUAUUUCUCUCCACCUCCACCUUCCCGGACUCUCGAUCAGAACUGGUCACAUACAUCCCCUUAUUCCAGAUUCUCUAUCUCUCCUGCAAACAUGGCAAGCUUUUCUCUUACACAUCUUACAGAUUCAGAUAUAGAGCAAGGAGGAAGCAGUGAAGAUGGAGAAAAAGAUUAAAUUUAAACUUCCUCGGACUACAUACGGAAAACACACAGACUUUGUGUCUAAAACUUCUUCAUCUCUGGAUCCUCCUGAAGUAACGCAGGUAAUCAAAAAGUACUAAGAAAUGAAAGUAAACACUGAAAGCAAUGUUAAAUCAGGACAUUAAUUUGAAUGUGUAUUUAACUUUGUAAUGUAUUUUUAAAUCAGUGCAAUUUUGCUUUUCAUUGAAAGAUUAUUCUGCCGCUGUUUUCAAGUACUUGAAGUAUUUUUCAGAUAACUUAAACAAGUAAAGCAAUUACACUACAGUCUGGUUUAUGUAUGAGAUUGUAUAAUAUUCUUUUUAUAUUUUUCCAUGUAGUUCAUUAUCUAUUUGAACAUACACCUGUUGUAGAACUGUGUAUAACUGUCCUGUGCAACAGGUGGCUGUGUUGCUGAAACCGUAUGGAUAAUAGUUGAUCAGUAGUGAGCCAUAUUUAUU
This is a messenger RNA of Nestor notabilis (Kea), 4839 nucleotides long. It is a transcript of the gene LMTK2, whose product is annotated as lemur tyrosine kinase 2. The record is from RefSeq and is a predicted model, not a curated record. Lineage: Eukaryota; Metazoa; Chordata; Aves; Psittaciformes; Psittacidae. The annotation marks the transcript as partial. Gene Ontology annotation, biological process: protein phosphorylation. Gene Ontology annotation, molecular function: ATP binding; protein kinase activity. The transcript is spliced from 13 exons.